AUGGAAUCGGAUGGUAGUGGGCCAGUGGAUCUGGAUGCUGCGUUUGCAACGGGGGUCGAGGACCCUGUGUCGCUUUUGACCCUGUUGGAGUUGUCUAUUGAGCAGUCGAGUGCAGGGGACAGUGGCGAGGAACAACAGGAGUUCCUGCGGAAGUUGCUGCAGCUGUUGGAGGAUCAUCCGAAGGUGACUGCGGUGAUCAGUUGGGACUUGCCCAACCAAUUGAUGAAGUUUUUGGUGCCAAGGAACGUCGCGCUGCACAAGAAUCUGCGGUCGAUACCGAUUGUCAGCCCACUGAUGAGGUGUUUCCUCGUGGUGGCGGUGAGUGGGGACCCGAGGGACACGCUGCUGUGUGCCUGUACGCUCUUUGAAGGCGUGUCGGCUGAUGAUGAGAUCAACCGGUACAUUACGUGGGAAAGGGCGUCGAAGACCGCUGAUGCAGCAAAGAGUAGUCAAGAGGUGAAAGCUGACGGUGACAGUGACGGAGACGAUACAUCCGUGUCUCUGGAGCGGUCCCCCGGGGACCUCUUUGUUGGGUUGAAAUUGCACAUCCUGUUUGAGCUGGUCACUGCUGCUUUGAAGCGGAUUAAGACGCUAUACCCGUCCAAAUACCUUGGUAUGACUGUCUUUGCGAUAGAGAAGGCAAUCACCAAGAACUCGGGUCUCUUGCAGGAUCCUAGUAUUAUCCUGCGCCGUGGGUAUUCCUUCUGCCGGAACUACGAGCCGACGGCACCGCCAAGGGAAGUUAUACUGACUAACGACGCCAAGUUGACAGAGGAUGAGUUGCACAGCACCAUCGAGAACGAGUUGGAGUUACAAAGGAGGCUGUUGAGGAGGUUGUGUACGAGUACCGUCGGCGAAGGGUUGAAGUCUACAACGGAUAGGAGCGAGGUGAAGUAUUAUUACAAGCUUUGCAAGAAGCGAGAGCCCCGGGCGCCCUUCUACGAGCUUCUUGUCGACGUGAAGUCCCGCCUGUACGAUCUGGCGAACUCGUUCGAUAUCUCUUUGAAGGAUGAGUUAGUGAACUGUAUAGCGGAGUCGAAGAAAGUGUACGGUGCCGUGCCGCAGGUCUCUGCCGUGCGGAGCAAAGAGGCUCGGAAGCUGAUCGAGAAGCAAGUCUUGAAGUUGUCCCUGUCGCAUCAAUUGCAACGGAUGACGAAGGACUUGAGUAUGCAAUUGAACAUGCGAGGAAUUGUGGCUCUGUCGAGCAUCUUCUACCUUGUCGAGGACGAGCACUUGUACCCGGAGAUGCACCUGAGCGACGCGGUGUACUUGUACCUAUGGUUCGUCUCCCCAGCGUUGCUAUCCAAGGCUAACGAAAACCUUUCCGUGGAGGGCGCGAUCCGGUACUUCAUGUGGGUAUCUGUGACGCAGCAUUCGUGUUCGGAGUUGCGCGAGGACUUGUACCAUGUGUCUGGGAUUGUUCUAGCUGCCUUUUUCCGGUGUCUUCUGCUGAGGUGCUGUGCGGAGAGGUCUGCGAUGUCACGGUCUCUCGGGUUUACUCUGUUGACGCGACUUCUGUGCUCGUGCCCUGAGAAGGUAUCGUUUGCUUUCAUAGUGGACACUUUACAGUCCUUCCCCUACAUGCAAGGUAGAACUUUUCUCCUGGGUGUGUUGCGAGAUAUGUUCCUUACUGCGUUACCUUCUGGGAGUUUCAGUCGUGAAGACAAGAGCGAAACUGUGGUACAGGACAAAUCCGUGAACCAGGACGAUCUCUCUGCGAAGUUAUCCCAGUUGGAAAUUGGCAUUGGGUGCAGUACAUUCAUGAAUCUCACUAGAGAAAGGAUGGACGUGCUGACCGAUUUAAUGGUUGACUCUGUGGAUGCACUUUCGCAAGCUAGUGACCCUCAAAUCAGUUUUGUAGAGCACUUCCCCGACUUCAUCACCCCGUUACAAGGGCAAUGGGACCCUUCACUGUUUGAACGGGUUAUUGCGAAGCUGCGAGAGUUGACCGACCACAGGACAAUCCAAGAUAAACUGGAUAAACUUGAAUAG
Huiozyma naganishii CBS 8797 is the source of this 1992-nucleotide messenger RNA. RefSeq names its product Ybp1p (gene YBP1). The record is from RefSeq and is a predicted model, not a curated record. NCBI's taxonomy places the organism in Eukaryota, Fungi, Ascomycota, Saccharomycetes, Saccharomycetales, Saccharomycetaceae. The transcript has a single exon. Gene Ontology annotation, cellular component: cytoplasm. Gene Ontology annotation, biological process: cellular response to oxidative stress. Bases 1 to 1992 code for a protein of 663 amino acids.